AUGAUGGCGGCCCUGUACCCGAGCACGGAUCUCUCGGGAGCCUCCUCCUCCUCCUUGCCUUCCUCCCCAUCCUCCUCUUCGUCGCCGAACGAGGUGAUGGCGCUGAAGGAUGUGCGGGAGGUGAAGGAGGAGAACACCCUGAAUGAGAAGCUUUUCUUGCUGGCGUGCGACAAGGGUGACUAUUAUAUGGUUAAAAAGAUUUUGGAGGAAAACUGUUCAGGUGACUUGAACAUAAAUUGCGUAGAUGUGCUUGGGAGAAAUGCUGUUACCAUAACUAUUGAAAACGAAAACUUGGAUAUACUGCAACUUCUUUUGGACUACGGUUGUCAGUCCACAGAUGCACUUUUGGUGGCAAUCGACUCUGAAGUAGUGGGAGCUGUUGAUAUACUUCUUAACCAUCGACCAAAACGAUCAUCAAGACCAACUAUAGUAAAACUAAUGGAACGGAUUCAGAAUCCUGAGUAUUCAACAACUAUUGAUGUUGCACCUGUCAUUUUAGCUGCUCAUCGUAACAACUAUGAAAUUCUUACAAUGCUGUUAAAGCAGGAUGUAUCUUUACCCAAGCCCCAUGCUGUUGGCUGUGAAUGCACUUUGUGUUCUGCAAAAAACAAAAAGGACAGCCUCCGACAUUCCAGGUUUCGCCUUGAUAUAUAUCGCUGUUUGGCCAGUCCAGCUCUAAUAAUGCUAACAGAGGAGGAUCCAAUUCUGAGAGCAUUUGAACUUAGUGCUGAUUUAAAAGAACUAAGCCUUGUGGAAGUGGAAUUCAGGAAUGAUUAUGAGGAACUAGCUCGGCAAUGUAAAAUGUUUGCUAAAGAUUUGCUUGCCCAAGCCCGGAAUUCACGUGAAUUGGAAGUGAUCCUAAACCAUACAUCUAGUGAUGAGCCACUUGACAAAAGGGGAUUACUAGAAGAAAGAAUGAAUUUAAGUCGUCUAAAACUUGCUAUAAAAUAUAACCAAAAGGAGUUUGUCUCCCAGUCUAACUGCCAGCAGUUCCUGAACACUGUUUGGUUUGGACAAAUGUCAGGUUACCGACGUAAGCCCACCUGUAAGAAGAUAAUGACUGUUUUGACAGUUGGCAUCUUUUGGCCACUUUUGUCACUUUGUUAUUUGAUAGCUCCCAGAUCUCAGUUUGGUAGAAUCAUUCACACACCUUUUAUGAAGUUUAUUAUUCAUGGAGCAUCAUAUUUCACAUUCCUGCUGCUACUAAACCUAUACUCUCUUGUCUACAAUGAGGAUAAAAAAAACACAAUGGGGCCGGCCCUUGAAAGAAUAGACUAUCUUCUUAUCCUGUGGAUUAUUGGGAUGAUUUGGUCAGACAUUAAAAGACUCUGGUAUGAAGGACUAGAGGACUUUUUAGAAGAAUCUCGUAAUCAGCUCAGUUUUGUCAUGAAUUCCCUUUAUUUGGCAACCUUUGCACUCAAAAUGGUUGCUCAUAACAAGUUUCAUGAUUUUGCUGAUCGGAAGGACUGGGAUGCAUUCCAUCCAACACUAGUAGCAGAAGGGCUUUUUGCAUUUGCCAAUGUUUUGAGUUAUCUUCGGCUCUUUUUUAUGUAUACAACCAGCUCCAUUUUGGGUCCGUUACAGAUUUCAAUGGGACAAAUGUUACAAGAUUUUGGAAAAUUUCUUGGGAUGUUCCUUCUUGUUUUGUUUUCUUUCACAAUUGGAUUGACACAACUAUAUGAUAAAGGCUAUACUCCAAAAGAGCAAAAGGACUGCGUAGGCAUCUUCUGUGAACAACAAAGCAAUGACACAUUUCACUCGUUCAUUGGCACUUGCUUUGCUUUGUUCUGGUAUAUUUUCUCCUUAGCACAUGUGGCAAUCUUUGUCACAAGGUUUAGCUAUGGAGAGGAACUGCAGUCUUUUGUUGGAGCUGUUAUUGUUGGUACAUACAAUGUUGUGGUUGUGAUCGUGCUAACGAAGCUGCUGGUGGCAAUGCUUCAUAAGAGCUUUCAGUUGAUAGCAAAUCAUGAAGACAAAGAAUGGAAGUUUGCUCGAGCCAAGUUGUGGCUUAGCUACUUCGAUGACAAAUGUACAUUACCCCCGCCUUUCAACAUCAUUCCUUCACCAAAGACUAUCUGCUAUAUGAUUAGUAGCCUCAGUAAGUGGAUUUGCUCUCAUACAUCAAAAGGCAGGGUCAAACGGCAAAACAGUUUAAAGGAAUGGAGAAAUUUGAAACAGAAGAGAGAUGAAAACUACCAAAAAGUGAUGUGCUGUUUAGUACAUCGUUACUUGACUUCAAUGAGACAGAAGAUGCAAAGUACAGAUCAGGCAACUGUGGAAAAUUUAAAUGAACUGCGCCAAGAUCUGUCAAAAUUCCGAAAUGAAAUAAGGGAUUUACUUGGCUUUCGGACUUCUAAAUAUGCUAUGCUUUAUCCAAGAAAUUAA
Molecule: messenger RNA, 2385 nt
Organism: Orycteropus afer afer
Lineage: Eukaryota; Metazoa; Chordata; Mammalia; Tubulidentata; Orycteropodidae
Gene: TRPC1
Product: transient receptor potential cation channel subfamily C member 1
Biological process (GO): manganese ion transport; regulation of cytosolic calcium ion concentration; calcium ion transmembrane transport
Cellular component (GO): membrane; cation channel complex
Molecular function (GO): store-operated calcium channel activity; inositol 1,4,5 trisphosphate binding; protein binding
Source: RefSeq, a predicted model, not a curated record